This is a messenger RNA of Limulus polyphemus (Atlantic horseshoe crab), 384 nucleotides long. RefSeq lists its product as uncharacterized. The transcript has a single exon. Bases 1 to 384 code for a protein of 127 amino acids. NCBI's taxonomy places the organism in Eukaryota, Metazoa, Arthropoda, Merostomata, Xiphosura, Limulidae. The record is from RefSeq and is a predicted model, not a curated record.
AUGGAGAAUAAAGUGAAUGUAUUCCAUCGGAAAUGUUUGAGAAAAAUCUUAAAAAUAUCAUAUAGAGAUCAUGUGAGAAAUGAAGAAGUUUUGCGAAGGGCAGGCCAAAGGGACCUGCAAGAAUCUGUUAAUAAGAGAAGGCUUAGAUUCGCAGGACAUGUACUGAGAAUGCCAGUAUCAAGACCAGCAAAUAAAUCCAUGGAGUGGGUGCCGCCAAAUUUGAGAAGGGGGAGAGAAAGGCCAAAGAAGACAUGGCGAAGAACUUUUAAAGAGGAUUUGGAACUGGUGGAUCUAACAUUUGACCAAGCUGUGGAGACCGCUCAUGACAGAGGCAGAUGGCUAGGUCUCGCUGAUCAAUGUUCCCAACGGAACGGGAGGAACUAA